This is a messenger RNA of Pocillopora meandrina, 1301 nucleotides long. NCBI's taxonomy places the organism in Eukaryota, Metazoa, Cnidaria, Anthozoa, Scleractinia, Pocilloporidae. The record is from the annotation of a GenBank genome assembly.
GAUGGAAGUAUUGAAUCAGACUGCAUUCGGAAGCACAACUUGUACAGAAACAAGCAUGGAACUCCAGCUUUGAAAUACUGUGAAAGUAUCGCAGAAGAGGCUCAAAAGCUCGCAGUGACACUGGCGAAGCAAACGACUAAGAAAGUUACUAAGGGGAUAUAUGACGUCAAUUAUUUCAUUGGAGACUCGUCCGUUCCGCGGACAAUAAGUGACGCAGUGGAAAAUUGGUCAGUGAUUCCAUAUAUACCUUUUACUAACAGAGUUCGAGGUCCGUACUAGAAGUUACAGAUCGAGUUUUUCCACUCAGAUUCAUGGCCCAAGUGCAAGGAGCGCGGGCCAUAAAUCCGAGCGAUAAAAAACGAGGUUCCGUAAAUUUCAGCAAGGACCGAGGAAACGGGAUUAGUAAGAUAUUUAUUAUAUCUCUGGAAUCAACUAAAGGGGGAAGAUUUCAACGAAAGCAAACUUUUGAAUUUGGUAGGCCGAAUAGUAAACUACUGCCCGUUAAAUUGAUCAAUCAUAGCGCACGCACAAAGGGAUAUAAUAAUUUUAGCCACGCGAAGGCCAUCCGACUACUAUAGCGAAGAUAAAACGAAAACUGGCGAGCGUCUUUGCAAAAGCAGCCGUUUUGUCAUGUAAAUUGUUUGACUGAGAAAAAAGUAGAAGUAUUUUAGAAAAUGGACUCCCGUGGCCAGAUGGAGGAUAAUGCAACAUUAGCUGUUAUUAAAAUCGGUCUUCCUAUGAUUAUCCAUGCCAUUAUGCGGCAACAUUUCCAUACACAUUCCAGGUAUACUGAAGGAAAUUCCUACAAUUACAAGCAGCCUGAAAUCUCCUCAAGUAACACCCGCUUCUUAGAGGUAAGACGACACAUCCUUCACUCUUUAAUACUCUUUCACGUGACGCUAUGCCAUCCUUAAAACUAAGGUAGCCAGGCGUAUCACACAGGUAACUACACGCAUGAAAUCAAUGUAGGUGUAACCGGAAAAUUCAAACCGAAGGAUAAUUGUACAAAUAGUACCUAAGUGUUUUUCUUACCUUGAGACUUCGCUGCUAAUCUAAACAUGGACGGCCGAUAAUUCUUUCGUCCAGUUUUUUUUUUCCCAAAAUAUAAAGAAAGAAGUGAAAUUAAGGCUGAAUUAUUUUUCUAGCUGAUGUGGAAGUCCCACGAGAAAAUGGGUUGCGGAAUGGCCGUGGCUAUAAAUGGCGCGAAUAUCCGCACAGUGGUGGUGGCAAUAUAUGAACCUGCCGGCAUGCGAGUUGACAUAAAUGACUACAUUGAGAACAUUCUACCGGCAAAAGACUAA